Molecule: messenger RNA, 4050 nt
Organism: Leptosia nina
Lineage: Eukaryota; Metazoa; Arthropoda; Insecta; Lepidoptera; Pieridae
Source: the annotation of a GenBank genome assembly
AUGGUAACUGAUUAUUGCAUUGUUUUAUUUAGAUGUUCACCACAACAUAGAGCCGCGUUACAUGGCGAUAAACUAGCGGAAAAAUGGCUGGACGAAUUAAAAAAGCAAGAGAACGGCGGGACCCCGUCAUUUCUUAACGCAAUUUUCAGGAUAUACGGACCGAAGUUCCUACUUUUUAACGUCACUUUUGCUUUUAUUGAUUCCUGUUUUAGAAUAACGAUACCGAUCUGCCUCGAGGGUUUGAUAAAUUAUUUUUCGCCCUUACAUUCCGGAAUGACUGAUCUUAGCGCUUAUUUAUACGCCUUCGGCAUAGUAGGAUUAAUGUUCCUAAGCGCAGUAUUAACGCAUUCAAUGCUACUUUUUCAACUCGAAAGUAGCAUGAUACUAACAAAAGCCUGUUCUUCAUUGAUCUAUAGAAAGCUCCUGCGCAUCAAUCUAGCAGCUGGUGGUAAAGCUUCAGAAGGCCUCACAGGGUACAUAGUAAACUUACUAACAAUAGACACAGAACGAUUUCAAAUGGCAAGCAUCUACCUCAUAGAUUUAGUAAGAAUACCGAUAGAAACGACUGUAAUAGUCUACUUGAUGUACAGACAAAUCGGUGUGUCCGCGAUCUUUGGAGUUGGUUUCUUGUUAUUAUUUAUUCCACUGUUAAGUUAUUUUGGUAAAAUAGCGAGUAAAUUGACAGAGAAAAUGACAGUUCGCACAGAUAACAGAAUACGACUCAUGAAUGAGGUUAUACAGAGUAUAGAAGUAAUUAAAAUGUACGCUUGGGAGAAUGCUUUUGAGAAAAUUAUCAAGAACGCUAGAAGAAAAGAAAUGAACGUCAUAAGAACUCUAACCUGGCUCUACGCAAUGAUGUUCUCGUGUUCCAAAUUGAAUACACAAAUAGCCUUAAUAAUCAGCAUCCUAUCGUUCAUCGCGUUCGAAAACGUCAUCACUGCAGCGAAAAUCUUCGUCGUCAUAUCCUACUAUGAGAGCAUCAGAAUGUACAUGGUGGAAUCGUUCCCCAUGUCGAUAACCAUGGUCCUGGAAUCCUAUAUCAGUGUUAAGAGGAUCCAAGAGUUUCUGCUGCUGCCUGAAGUUGAGAAGAAUGUUGAUCUGUGGAAGAUAUUCGGCGAUGAUAAAAAUGGGUAUAGUGCAGGAAAAUCAUUAUUGAAAACGGAACCCCGUGCUGAGUUAAUAAAAUUUAAAGACUUUACAGCCAGUUGGAGUAAUAGUGAAGAAACGAAGGGUCAACAACCGGCGUUAUCAGAUAUUAACUUAACGAUAAAACCAAACACUCUCACUACAAUAAUUGGUCCAGUGGGAUCGGGGAAGUCUACUCUUCUUAUGUCAAUAUUGGAAGAGCUUCCUCCAAGCAGUGGAGAACUAGCAGUGAACUGUACCGUAUCUUACGCUGCGCAGGAGUCUUGGCUGUUUGACGCUUCAGUUCGACAGAAUAUAAUAUUCGGUCAAGACUUUGACGCAGUUAGAUACAAAAAAGUGGUAAAGUGCUGUCAACUGGAAACCGAUCUUAAGGCUUUCCAGCACGGAGAUCAGUCUCUCGUUGGAGAGAAAGGAGUAACAUUGUCAGGCGGGCAGCGCGCGCGCAUAUCGUUAGCACGUUGUGUGUAUCAAGACGCAGAUGUUUAUCUAUUAGAUGAUCCAUUAGCUGCAGUUGAUGCUAAGGUGGCCCAAGCAAUGUACCAGGACUGCAUCCGAGGCUUCCUCCAAAACAAGACUGUGCUCCUGGUGACGCAUCACGUACAGUUUGCUAGAUACGCUGAUAAUAUUUGCGUUAUCAGAGGCGGUAAGAUCGUGUCUCAAGGUACAUACCAAGAAUUAAGAACAGCAGUAACAGAGUUGGAACAGAUGUCAGAAGCCACAGAAGAUAAAACGGAGAAGAAGGAGAACGAAGCAUUAAAAACGCAGAAAUCUUUGAGCGAAUCCGUCAACAGUUUGGAUGUUAACGACGAGGAGCCGCAACAUAAAGAUGAGAGCCAAUCGGAAGGCGCUGUGUCUAGUAGUGUAUACAUCUCGUACAUAACAAGUGGUGGUGGCAAAAUAGCUUUGUUCGUUUUGCUAAUGCUCUUCGUAGCAGGACAAUCGUUUUAUUCAUCGACUAAUCUGUGGCUUGCUAAGUGGGUGAACGUGGAAGAAGCUAAUAGUGCAAUCAACCUUGAUAACACAUCAAUUUCUAAUGACAACAAAACAUUACUAAACUCUACGCUAGUGGACUUCGAAGAUCUAGACAAGAACACCUGGCAUAUAUCCCGUAGUGUCUACGUAUAUAUCUAUGUCACUCUAAUCGUCGCUUGUCUCUUUCUAACAUGGAGUAAGAUGUUGUACUUCUACAAUACUUGCCUCCGCGCAUCUAUUAAGCUACACGAAGCUAUGUUUAGAGGAGUCACAAACGCACCGAUGUGGUUCUUCCACCACAACCCUUCAGGUCGAAUCCUGAAUAGAUUUUCGAAUGAUAUCAGCCAAGUCGACACGAUGUUGCACUGGAACCUAUCGGAAUGUUUAUCUUUCUUCCUAGAAGUCGUAGCUGUGCUGUUUGUGGUGUGCUUGGUAAACUGGUGGCUUCUGUUUCCCACUGCGGCCGUGGCGGCGUUACUAUGGCUGUUACGUUCGUUAUAUCUCACUACGAGCAGGGAACUGAAAAGAAUUCAGGCUAUAACUGUCAGUCUGAGUCUCAACCACGCGACUUCGACCGUCUCUGGUUUACCAACGAUCCGUUCAGUGAAGAAUCAAUUGAAAACCUUGGCCAAGGAAUUUGAUAAACUUCAAGACUUGCACACUACGGCGCAAAGCGUCGAACUGACCACGGACAGAGCAUUUGGAUUCUGGAUGGAUGUUGUUUGCUGCUUGUAUCUCGCUUCUGUCACAUUUAGUUUCUUCAUUUUUGUGACGGGUGAUACACUUGGAGGAAACGUCGGCCUUGCCAUAACACAAGCAAUAAGUUUAGUUGGAAUGUGUCAGUUUGGAAUGAGACAGACUGCAGAAAUGGAGAAUCAGAUGACGUCUGUGGAAAGGAUAUUGGAAUAUGCGGAUUUACCAGCAGAACAACCAACUGAGCCUGAUACAAAAGCCUUACGACAGAACCAUACGGGCUUGGACUUCAACGCUUGGCCGGAAAAUGGAGAAAUAGUAUUCAAAGACGUAUUCCUAGAAUACGAGGCUCCCCCUCAAAAAGAGAAGAAGGGAGAUAAUCUUGCAAUACGCGGCGUAUCCUUUAAGAUCAGACCUGGGGAGAAAGUUGCUGUUGUGGGCAGAACUGGAGCCGGAAAGAGUUCUUUGAUCGCUGCGUUAUUUAGAUUAAACAAAAUAACAGGCUCGAUAACAGUAGAUGGAGUCACCGCUGAGGUGGCCGGUCUACGCACCUGGAGAUCGAGGCUCUUCGCCUUACCGCAGCGACCAGCUUUAUUUGCAGCCACGCUACGUGAUAACUUGGACCCGGAGCAGAAGUACAGUGACGCACAAAUUCAUACAGCUUUAAAAGAGGUUGAAUUGGAAUCCUUAGUAACAGGAUUGGCUGGGGGUCUCUCAUCUCGUGUGGGAGAUGGGGGUGGCAAUCUGUCAUCUGGACAGAGACAGCUACUGUGUUUAGCUCGCGCAGCGUUAGCGCGACGAGCUGUGCUUGUGUUGGACGAGGCAACAGCUAACGUUGAUACUGAAACAGAUAAACAGAUCCAGAACACGAUUCGCACAAAAUUCUCGACAUCAACAGUUCUGACGAUCGCCCACAGACUCAACACUGUCAUGGACUACGAUAGAGUCAUUGUAAUGGAUAAAGGCCGUGUAGUAGAAUCUGGACAUCCUUACGAACUGUUGCAAGACGAAAUAUUCUCCUCAGCUGAAGAUAUUCGUAACGAUGGGACGGGGUAUGCUUUUGACCAUAUGAACAAAAUUAAGAAAAUGUUGGGUGAUCAUUCUCAAAGAUCAAAUGACAGUAAAGUGAAGGGAAUUUUCAAGUCGCUAGUUGCACAGACGGGAUCCGAAUCUGCUGCUAUACUGUACAAGAUGGCGGAAGAGAGCUACGUCAAUCUUCGUCUCAAAAAGGAUUCGUAG